UCCAAUGGUUGUCCAUCUCUAGGCGGACUAUUUUUGGCAAAGAAAAUUUUCUUUAUUUUAUUUUCCUAUUCUUCUCGGGAAGAAUGACUCAAAAGUGUGAGACGACAAACUGCGGCAAGGAUGCGACUUUGCAGUGUCCCACCUGCCUGAAGCUGGGCAUCAAGGGCUCCUUCUUCUGCUCGCAGCCGUGUUUCAAGGGAUUCUGGAAGGAGCACAAAGCAAUCCAUGCUCUGGCAGCUGGAGCAACGCAGUCCGCUGCUGGAGAGGAUGGCGCCUACAAUCCGUGGCCGCAGUUCCGCUUCACCGGCAAGUUGCGCCCAUUCCCAAAGACUUCCAAGCGGUCCGUUCCGGAGGCCAUCCUGCGUCCAGACUACGCCGAUCAUCCCUCAGGGCGUUCCCUGUCGGAGGAGGCGCUGCGUGGCACCAAGAUCAAGGUGCUGGACGACGAGGAGAUCGAGGGAAUGCGGGUGGCCGGCAGGCUGGGACGCGAGUGCCUGGAUGAGGGCGCCAAGGGCGUGGAAGUGGGCACCACCACCGACGAACUAGAUCGUCUAGUCCACGAGGCCGCCAUCGAGCGCGAGUGCUAUCCCUCGCCCCUCAACUACUACAAAUUCCCCAAAUCCUGCUGCACUUCGGUCAACGAGGUGAUCUGCCACGGAAUCCCCGAUCUGCGUCCUCUGGAGGACGGAGAUCUCUGCAAUAUCGACGUGACCGUCUAUCAUCGCGGCUUCCAUGGCGAUCUGAACGAAACCUUCUUCGUGGGCAAUGUCUCGGAGAAGCACAAGAAGCUGGUGCAGGUCACCCACGAGGCGCUCAGCAAGGCCAUUGAGUUUGUGCGUCCGGGGGAGAAGUACCGCGACAUAGGCAACGUGAUCCAGAAGUACGUGGCCCCCCAUGGAUUCAGUGUGGUGCGCAGUUACUGCGGUCAUGGUAUACACCGCGUUUUUCACACAGCACCCAAUGUGCCUCACUAUGCUAAAAACUCUGCCGUUGGUGUGAUGGCGCCGGGACACUGCUUCACCAUCGAGCCCAUGAUCUCCAUGGGCGUCCAGAAGGCCGAAACCUGGCCGGAUGACUGGACCGCAGUAACCGCCGAUGGCUUGUUCUCCGCCCAGUUCGAGCAAACGCUGCUGGUCAACGAAACCGGAUGCGAGAUCCUCACGAAACGUCGCGAGAACAACGGACAACCCUGGUUCAUGGACAAGAUGUGAGGCGGCAACCCACUUGGGCCAAUACAUAACUUCUAGGGCUAUACACAUCAAGCUUUAAUUUGUAAUUUUACAAUAAAAUCUAGAGUUUCUAUUCCCAA
Messenger RNA from Drosophila elegans, 1309 nucleotides. Its product is annotated as methionine aminopeptidase 1. Bases 84 to 1211 code for a protein of 375 amino acids. The record is from RefSeq and is a predicted model, not a curated record. Gene Ontology annotation, molecular function: metalloaminopeptidase activity. NCBI's taxonomy places the organism in Eukaryota, Metazoa, Arthropoda, Insecta, Diptera, Drosophilidae. Gene Ontology annotation, biological process: proteolysis. The transcript is spliced from 3 exons.